AAGGUGAGAUUUAGACCAGAAUCUGAAAAGUUUUGGUCGAUAUCUAGCGAUGCUCUAACGGCGAUGAAAUACGAGUUGCAGGAAGGCACGAAAACAAUUAAUGCGAUUGUUAAAUUACAAUUUGUACGUCCACGGAGUGGUGAUAAGAAGGAACCAACGGUGCAUUCGAGUAUGAUAACGAUUCCGCUGCAAAAGGAUUCGGUCACUCGGAACAGUUUGAUUGCGUUGCUUGAUGGUGCCACUUCAAAUACUAGUGUAACACUCAAGAAUUCGUUACCUCCGUAUGUGAUCGUGCCGAAUGAAGGUGAGAUUAAAGCACCACCGGCUCUGUUGGCAGUUAUGCAUGGAUCGUCGUUGUUCUCGAGAGUGGAUGAGACCUACUCUGAUUUGGUUAUGAAGCUGAAACCCAACAAUGAAUUGACAGACAUGUUGUGGUCAGUUGAAUUGGACGAAGAUAAUGUAACGAAAGCGUUGACGUUACCGUUGGAUCACGUUAAAUACGGUGAUGACCACUCGCUGCAAUAUGUGCAGAUGGUGGCGUUCGUGGAUCGCGUUUUUCCGUCGUUUGUCACAAAAUAUGUUCAAGGAGGUAUAAUAGCGAUGUAUCUUGCGGUUGUGCUAUUGGUGGGACGUUUGAUUCGUGGCAUCGUAACGAACGCUCCACUGGAUGUGAUCAUUUCGGAGAUACCAAAUCCAGAUUAUCUUUUGAAGAUCUGUUUGGAUAUCUAUUUGGUUCGUGAGGCGAAGGAUUUCGUCUUGGAACAGGAUUUGUUCGCGAAAUUGAUAUUUUUAUUCCGUUCGCCGGCCACACUCAUCAAGUGGACACGAUUUAAAGCGAAAACUGAUUAA
This is a messenger RNA of Anisakis simplex (herring worm), 849 nucleotides long. Lineage: Eukaryota; Metazoa; Nematoda; Chromadorea; Rhabditida; Anisakidae. The record is from the annotation of a GenBank genome assembly.